AUGUACGAAACAGAGCUGAAGGCUUUAGACUUUAAACCUUCCCUGAAUGCUAUAAUACUUGGACAAAGUUCAAUGGCCGGAGCUUAUUUAGCAUUGCUCCGAUUUUUCUGUGUACUUAUCACUCAAUUAUCACAUGGAGCCAGCAGCCAACCAGAAUUUCGGGAUUAUUAUUGCAGCAACAGCAGCAACACAUCAAAUAGCACCUACCAGAACAACCUCAAUACUCUUUUAUCAAAUCUCGCUUCCGACAAACAAAUAGAUUAUGGCUUCUACAAUCUCUCUUAUGGUAGUUACCCAAAUACAAUAUAUGCUGUUGGAUUAUGCAGGGGAUAUGUUAUGCCAGACUUUUGCCGCAGCUGCCUCAAAAAUUCAUCAGUCCUGCUGCCACAACUAUGUCCAAAUCAGAAGCAAGCUUUUGGGAUUUACGAUGAGUGCUCGUUAUCUUACUCAGACACUUCCAUAUUAGGCAAUCGAGUGGAUCCUAUUGUUACAGUCUACAUGUGGAACGCAAACUUUGCGAAAAGUUGGAAUCGGUAUAAUCAGGUCCUUAUUGGUUUGCUGCGAAAUCUAAGUAGCAGAGCUGCAUCUGGUGGCUCCAGUCUAAAGUUUGCUGCAGGAAAUGAAGAAGGACCUGACCUUCAAAAUAUAUAUGCUUUUGUUUAG
Molecule: messenger RNA, 663 nt
Organism: Neltuma alba
Lineage: Eukaryota; Viridiplantae; Streptophyta; Magnoliopsida; Fabales; Fabaceae
Product: putative cysteine-rich receptor-like protein kinase 9
Exons: 1
Coding region: 1-663 (220 amino acids)
Source: RefSeq, a predicted model, not a curated record